This is a messenger RNA of Culicoides brevitarsis, 870 nucleotides long. Its product is annotated as nucleoplasmin-like protein. Lineage: Eukaryota; Metazoa; Arthropoda; Insecta; Diptera; Ceratopogonidae. The coding region runs from base 130 to 630 and encodes 166 amino acids. Gene Ontology annotation, biological process: chromatin remodeling. The record is from RefSeq and is a predicted model, not a curated record. The transcript has 2 exons. Gene Ontology annotation, cellular component: nucleolus; cytoplasm; nucleoplasm. Gene Ontology annotation, molecular function: histone binding; chromatin binding; RNA binding.
UAUCAUUUUCUUUUGAGACGAAUGAAAUUGAUAACUUCAAUUUAAACCAGCGUGACACUAUUUGCUCCGGCUAUUUUUCUUAAUUUUCCGCAUUAAUUACCUUGAAAUCCCCCAAAAAUCUCAUCAAAAAUGGUCGAUGAAUUCUUCUAUGGUUUCACAUUGAAAGGCGAAAAAGCCGAACAUCAAUGGACCGGACACAAAACUGCCGAUGACGAAGACGAGCAUGCGGGCGAAGUUUCCUCCAAACUCAUCUUGAAACGGGCUCUUUUGGGACCCGAUGCCGGCACGGAGCAAUGCGUUGUCGAAGUUGAAACGAUGUCGAUGUCGGAAAUGGUAAAAGUUCCGGUUUGCGUUUUGAAAGUUGGCGAAGAGCGUCAAGUGAAUUUGGGCGAGCUGGAGUUUUUCGAUGCUCCCGUGACAUUCCGCUUGACACACGGCAAGGGUCCCGUGCACAUUUUGGGACAACAUUUGCAACAAGACGAGGAAGAGCAAAUGGUCGAUAUGGAAGAAUUUGCCGACGACGACGAGGAAGACAGUGAGAACGAGAUUCAUGCGGAAGACAAUGGCGACGAGAAUCCCAAGAAGAAAAUGAAGUUGUCGAAGAAGAAGGGCAAAGGAGACAAAAAGUAAAUUCUUCUUGCACGCCGCCCUCCCCCAAUUAGGUUAAGUUUUGUAUGAAAAUGAGAAAUAAUUUUUACCAAACUUGUAAAUUACCACAAAACAAAACAAAAAAUGUUUACUUAAACAAAAAUUUAAUACAAUAGGUCAGGUUCCUUAAGUUAAGAGAGAUAGAUUUUUGAAUCUAACAUUUAUUGACAAGACAAAUAAUAAAAUUAAAUUAAAUUGAAGCAAAAAAAAAAAGUUUUUUUC